Messenger RNA from Camelina sativa (false flax), 692 nucleotides. RefSeq lists its product as uncharacterized. The record is from RefSeq and is a predicted model, not a curated record. Lineage: Eukaryota; Viridiplantae; Streptophyta; Magnoliopsida; Brassicales; Brassicaceae.
UUUUAAAGUCUUGGCCUUUCCGAUUUCAGAUUCUUUUUCUCAGGUUUCCACGCGCCACCGCGAAACAGCAAAAUCCAAAAUUCGGCGAAGAGAUGCAAGGAGGAGGAGGAGGAGUGUGGAGCCAACUAUGGAGGAAAUACGCUGAUUAUAACUACAACAAGUUCGAGAGAUUUGCUGUUUGGGAAAUGAUCGAGCCUUACCGCCGACCAAAAACCUUCACGGCUUUGAUUACUAUCUAUGUCGCCGCCUUUUACACCGGCGUCAUCGGCGCUGCAGUUACAGAGCAGCUCUACAAGGAGAAGUUUUGGGAAGAGCACCCUGGGAAAACGGUGCCUUUGAUGAAGCCAGUAUUCUAUCGAGGACCGUGGAGAGUUUAUCGUGGUGAGGCUAUUGCUUCAGAUGCUAGCAGCCAGUGAAGGUAUCGAUUUAGGCUAUCAGAGACUAUGAUGGUGCAUCCUUUAUGCUGGUUUAUAAACCAAACAACGUUGUGUUCUGUAGAGUGCAUGUAUCGUACGUUGAGUUGUUUAAAUGUUCUCUAGGCAUCUUUGGGUUUAAGCGGGUCAGUAUAUUAUGCUUGUAGACAAUAAGGUCUAUUGACGAAUAGACUCUGUUAAAGAAUUGGUUUUUCCUACUUGUAAUGAACAGUCUCAUUAUAGUAUUUAAUGAUUUGAUAAGAGAAGUUUAAGGGUAUC